CGUUGCAUCAGAGCCAUGAGGCUGCGGGUGGCGGCGGGAGCUCCGGCCGCCCUUAAGGUGUUGGCGGCGGCCAAGGCCGCGGCGGCGCCGGUGCAGCUCGAGUGGGGGAGGCCCGAGGCGGGGGGGGCCGCGGGGGGGCCCGUCCUGGAGCUGCGGAGCGGGACCCGGCUCUUCUCGGCCAACGCCAUUUGCCAAUUCUUCUUCCUGACACGCGGCGAGGAACCCACUGACCUCACCAACCAGUGGCUGGAGUGGGACGCCACCGAGCUGCAGCCGGCCGCCUCGGCUGCCCUCUACGCCCAAUUGGUUCGAGGGAAGAAGGGCCCGGAGGCGGUGGAAGCCCUUGGGCCACUGCUGGCCCACCUGGAGCAGAGCCUGCGCAGGAGAGGCGCCGCCUACCUGGCCGGGGACACGGAAUCGGUGGCCGAUGUGGUCGUGUGGGGCACCUUAUUCCCAGUCCUCCAAGAUGAAACCAGUCUGCCCGGUGAGCUACAGGCGCUCCGGACGUGGUUCCAACGCAUGACGUUCUCGGAAGCCUGCAGGAAAGCUGCCGACUCCAUCCUGACGCCCGAAGCGCUGCUGGAAUUCAAGUCCUACCUGCAGAAACAGCCUCCGCCCUGUCCGGCCAUGGAAAAAGCCGCCAGUAACGAGGUCGAGGAAGAAGAAGGUUCUGAGCGUGCCCUGACGGAGGAGGAGAUCACAGCGGCCACCAACGCUUGGGAUCGCGGCGUUGCGGCCCUGCCCAAGCCCUGGCAGCCGCAGAAACCUGUGCUGCCCGUGGAGGGCAUGAGGAAUGUCCUCAUCACCAGCGCUUUGCCCUACGUCAACAACGUCCCUCACCUCGGCAACAUCAUUGGUUGCGUCCUCAGUGCCGACACCUUUGCCAGGUACUGCCGCUUGCGGAACUGGAACACGCUCUACGUGUGCGGCACGGACGAGUACGGCACAGCCACCGAGACCAAAGCGGUGGAAGAAGGGUUGACGCCCCAGGAGAUUUGUGACAAGUACAACGCCAUCCACGCUGAAAUCUACCGCUGGUUUGACAUCUCCUUCGACUUCUUUGGACGCACCACCACGCCGUGCCAGACCCGGAUCGCCCAGGACAUCUUCCAGCGCCUUCUGGCCCGCGGUUUCCUGCUGGAGGACACGGUGGAGCAGCUACGAUGCGAGAAUUGCCAGCGGUUCUUGGCCGAUCGCUUCGUGGAAGGCACUUGCCCUUUUUGUGGCUACGAAGAGGCCCGUGGCGACCAGUGUGAUAAAUGUGGCAAACUCAUCAACGCUGUAGAGCUGAAGAAACCUCAGUGCAAGCUCUGCAAGAGCGUCCCCGUGGUGAAGCCCACCCGGCAUCUUUUCCUGGAUCUCCCCAAGCUGGAGGAGCGGCUGGAAUCGUGGCUGGAGCAAUCUUGGGCCACGGGGGACUGGACGGCCAACGCUCGUUACAUCACUCGCUCCUGGAUUCGGGAUGGGCUCAAACCUCGUUGCAUCACCCGGGACUUGAAGUGGGGGACGCCAGUGCCCCUCGAUGGCUUCCGUGACAAGGUGUUUUACGUCUGGUUUGACGCUCCCAUCGGCUACUUAUCCAUUACGGCCAACUACACGGAGCACUGGGAGAAGUGGUGGAAGAACCCCAAGCAGGUUGAGCUCUACAACUUCAUGGCCAAGGACAACGUUCCCUUCCACAGCGUCAUCUUUCCCUGCUCGCUUCUGGGCACCGAGGACGACUACACGCUGGUGAACCACCUCGUUGCUACAGAAUACCUGAACUACGAGGACGGGAAGUUUUCCAAGAGCCGUGGCGUGGGAGUGUUUGGGGACAUGGCCAAGGACACCGGCAUUCCGGCGGACAUCUGGCGCUUCUACCUGCUGUCCGUGCGGCCCGAGGGACAGGACAGUGCCUUCUCCUGGAGCGACCUCAUGCUCAAGAACAACUCGGAGCUGCUCAACAACCUCGGCAACUUCAUCAACAGAGCCGGAAUGUUCGUGUGCAAGUUCUUUGGUGGCACCGUUCCCGACAUGAUCCUGACGCCGGAUGACAAGCGGCUCUUGGCCCGCGUCACCCUGGAGCUGCGCCAGUACCACCAGUUGCUGGAGAAAGUCCGCAUCCGCGACGCCUUGAGAUGCGUCCUUAGCAUCUCUCGCCAUGGCAACCAGUACAUCCAAGUGAACGAGCCGUGGAAGCGGAUUAAAGGGGACGAAGAGGACAGGCGGCGUGCCGGCACGGUAACCGGCGUGGCGGUGAACAUGGCGUCUCUGUUGGGCGUUCUGGUGCAGCCGUACAUGCCGAGCGUCAGCCGCGCCAUCCAGGGGCAGCUCCGUAUCCCGCCGGAAUGCUUCGUCCUCGGCUACGACUUCACCUGCACUCUCCCCGCGGGGCACCGCGUGGGCACCGUGAGCCCCCUUUUCCAGAAGCUCGAGAACGAGCAGGUUGAAGCCCUGCGCCAGCGCUUUGGGGGGGGACAGGGCAAACAGAGCCCCCCCGAACCUGCCCCGGGGGAUCCCCAACUGAUCCGGGACCUGACAGAGGAGGUGGCCAAGCAGGGCAAUGUGGUGCGGCAGCUGAAGGCCAACAAGGCCGAGAAGGCCCAGGUGGACUCCGAGGUGGCCAAACUGCUGGAGCUGAAGCAGCGGCUCACGGUCGCCGAAGGCAAAAGCCGCGACGUUCCGGUGCCCAAAGGGAAGCGGAAAAAAUCGGAACCGCAUCGGGAAAGACCGGAAAACGAGGUGACCCACAUGUAAUAAACCACAGCGACCGCG
This is a messenger RNA of Cuculus canorus (common cuckoo), 2754 nucleotides long. RefSeq names its product methionyl-tRNA synthetase 1 (gene MARS1). Bases 16 to 2736 code for a protein of 906 amino acids. Gene Ontology annotation, molecular function: methionine-tRNA ligase activity; ATP binding. Gene Ontology annotation, biological process: methionyl-tRNA aminoacylation. The record is from RefSeq and is a predicted model, not a curated record. NCBI's taxonomy places the organism in Eukaryota, Metazoa, Chordata, Aves, Cuculiformes, Cuculidae. The transcript has 20 exons. Gene Ontology annotation, cellular component: aminoacyl-tRNA synthetase multienzyme complex; cytosol.